Molecule: messenger RNA, 1759 nt
Organism: Anoplopoma fimbria (sablefish)
Lineage: Eukaryota; Metazoa; Chordata; Actinopteri; Perciformes; Anoplopomatidae
Product: vang-like protein 1
Exons: 8
Coding region: 1-1629 (542 amino acids)
Biological process (GO): multicellular organism development
Cellular component (GO): plasma membrane
Source: RefSeq, a predicted model, not a curated record
AUGGACACUGAGUCGACCCACUCAGGCUACUCCUAUCACUCCAGCCGCUCGGGGAGAUCAAACCGACAUGGCGAUCGAAGCCGUGAGCGGCACAAGGCCAGCAGCAGUAAAGACAGCAGUCGCUCUGAGAGGUCUGUUGUCAUCAACCCCCCUGACACGCCCUCCCAGGAGUCCCCCGUUCACAAUGGAGAGCCGCUGCCAGGAGAACCCACUCCAACAGCAGAUCAGGAAGACGAGGCCCAGGAUGAUAACUGGGGGGAAACCACCACCGCAGUGACAGGCACCUCAGAGCUGAGCAUCUCCCAGGAGGAAGUGGUUGGACUUGGGAAGGAAAUGCAUGAUCGGACCCAAGGCUUCCGACGUUAUCUUCCCCUGGCUGUGGGCUCAUGUGUGGGGCUGCUGGUGCUGGUCACUCCCCUGGCCUUCCUGCUUCUUCCAGUUAUGAUGUGGCCAGACAGGCUGCAGGCUUGUGGCGCAGCCUGUGAGGGCCUCUUCCUCUCCAUCGCCUUCAAGCUCCUCAUCCUCCUGAUGGCCAUGUGGGCCUUGUUUCUCAAACCGGGCCGUGCAAGCCUGCCCAGAGUGUGUGUGUACCGCGCCUUCCUCACCACACUCACACUCCUGCUCACCAUGUCUUAUUGGCUCUUCUAUGGGGUCCGGAUCCUUGAUGCACAGGAUGAGGACUACCAUGGGAUCGUCCAGUUUGCCGUGUCCCUCGUGGACUCCCAGCUGUUUGUCCACUACCUGGCCGUGGUGCUGCUGGAGCUCCGCCACCUCCAGCCCUGCUACAGCGUGUGUGUCAUUCGCUCCACAGACGGAGAGACGCGUCACUACAACAUAGGGCAGCUUAGCGUUCAAAAGGCUGCUCUGUCCAUCUUGGAGUAUUACUACAGAGACUUCCCUCUCCAUAAUCCAGCCCUUCUCUCUGCCUCCAAACACCGGGCUGCCAAACACCUGGCUGGGUUGAAGGUCUACAACGUGGAUGCCCCGGGGAACACUGCAGGAGCACAGCCUGGUAAUGGGAAUCAGUCACGGGCCAUGGUAACAGCUGCCGCCAAACGCAAAGACAGCGCCCACAAUGAGCUGUACUACGAAGAGGCUGACUACGAGAGAAGAGUCCGUAAACGUAGGGCCAGGCUGGUGGUGGCUGUGGAGGAGGCCUUCACACAUGUCCGCCGGAUGAAGAAAGAGGAUGAGCGUGCAACACCAUCUGACAUCAUGGAUGUGCGUGAAGCAGCUCUGGCUAUAUUUCCCUCCAUGGCCCGGGCCCUGCAGAAGUACCUCCGCACCACCAGGAGGCAGCAUUGCCACAGCAUGGAGAGCAUCCAGAAGCACCUCGCUUUCUGCCUCGUUAAUAACAUGAGUCCUAAAGCUUUCCUUGAGGCCUACCUGGCCCCUGGUCCGACCCUGCAGUACGGCCCUGAGCGCUGGAUGGCUGACCAGUGGACUUUGGUCAGCGAGGCUUCUGUCACUGGCGGCGUAAAGGAGGGAUCAGAGUUCCUUCUCAAGUGUCUUGACUUCAGCUUAGCUGUGACCAUCAAGGGCAUCCCGUACAUUCGACUGACUGAGGAGUUCAUCGACCCCAAGUCUCACAAGUUUAUACUGCUGCUCCAAUCAGAAACCUCAGUUUAACACAGUGGACCAGGUCUGCUGAUCUGGAUUUAUGGGACUUUUACAAUUUUUCGACGAAAUUUUUUACUGUUUUUUUUACUUAUGUGUAUGUUAUUUCCAAACAUAGUGUAUCUUUGUGUCCUUGUCUUUG